Octopus sinensis (East Asian common octopus) is the source of this 486-nucleotide messenger RNA. RefSeq lists its product as uncharacterized. The record is from RefSeq and is a predicted model, not a curated record. NCBI's taxonomy places the organism in Eukaryota, Metazoa, Mollusca, Cephalopoda, Octopoda, Octopodidae. The coding region runs from base 1 to 486 and encodes 161 amino acids. The transcript has a single exon.
AUGACUGUGAAUUAUCCUACUGAGCUUCUUAACUCUGUGGAUCCUCCUGGAAUACCUUGUCACAAACUAACAUUGAAGAAAGGAGUUCCAAUCAUGCUUUUGGGAAAUCUGGAUCUUCCAAAGCUGUGUAAUGGAACAAGACUGAUUGUCAGGCAAAUGCAUUCAUAUCUUUUGGAAGCAACAAUUCUCACAGGACAAGGAAAGGGAGACAAUGUGUUUAUUCCAAGAAUUCCCCUGAUUCCAGAAGACAUGCUCUUUGAAUUCAAGAGACUUCAAUUUCCAGUCAGAGUUAGUUUUGCAAUGUCAAUUGACGAGAGUCAAAGACAAUCACUGAAAAUUGUUGGACUUCACCUCAUGCAGCUGUGCUUUUUCCAUGGUCAGCUUUAUGUUGGUUGUUCCAGAAAUGGCAACAAUCACUUCAUGCACCAAAUGGUAAAACCAAGAAUGUUGUUUAUCCUGUUGCUUUACAGUGAUCUCCAAAUGUGA